Pseudogymnoascus verrucosus is the source of this 1809-nucleotide messenger RNA. RefSeq lists its product as uncharacterized. The record is from RefSeq and is a predicted model, not a curated record. NCBI's taxonomy places the organism in Eukaryota, Fungi, Ascomycota, Leotiomycetes, Thelebolales, Thelebolaceae. The transcript is spliced from 5 exons. Bases 373 to 1284 code for a protein of 303 amino acids. Gene Ontology annotation, molecular function: carbon-sulfur lyase activity.
CAAUUAUAUUGUCAGUUGGCCUUAAGCUAAUUUUUGGUCCAAGUGCAAUUUUGCCAAGUUUCGAUAUACUAAAGAAUAUUAGUGCCACUUUUUACUAUCCUUGGCCAUGUUGGGGGUGCGGGGCAAUUCCUCUACUACCACAAAAUGUUGACUUGUACAAUUCAAAUAUUUGGGGACGUACAAACAUUCCUUCCUAUUCCGUUUAGACCAGGUGCCGGUUGGCAAUGGUUGUCAACGACACGCAACCGUUGUUGCCUAUUAGCGACGCGAGAUCAGCACCCAAAACUGGUCCAGGAAUUAUAAAAUGCAGUCGUUCCCAUACAUCGUUCAAGUAGGUUAUCAAAAUCACUGACUCAGUUCCUAAAUAAGACAAUGUCCGAACAGACUCCUGAGCUCAAGACCUAUUCCGGCAACUGCCACUGUGGGGCAUUCAAGUUCAAUAUCCAAAUCCCCGAGUUAAAAAGCUUUAUUGAAUGCAACUGCAAUACCUGUUUUAAAAAUGGCUACAAAUGGAUAUUUACAGAUACGAGCCAUUUUAAUAUUGUUAGGGGAGGUGGAAUAUUGAAAGCGUAUGACUUUGGAGCUGGCUCCAUGAUUCACAAGUUCUGCCCAACUUGCGGGACCAAUGUCUUGGGCCUGCCUCACGGGAAAAUCCAGGGUAUCGAUGUGGGAAUUAAUGCCAGGACGUUGAUGGGCGUCGAUAUAUGGGCUCUCGAGAACAAGCCAUACGAUGGCACUGCAAGUGAACCAGCAUACAAGCCACAAGAAUUCGCGGGCCCCCUGCCCCUUGCCGGUAUUGAGAAUUCGACCAUCUUUACUGGAAGUUGCCACUGUGGCAAUGUGACCGUGGCGGUCAAGGCGAAGCCUCUCCCAAGCAAGGGACAGACACUGCCAGAAAUUAGAGGACCGGGGAGUCCCUUCGCCGAGCAUACGGAAUAUGUUCAGGAAUGCAAUUGCAGUAUUUGCAUGCGGAAUGGCACAAUCUUCUUCUACCCCCUCCGUCCUCAGGUCUCCAUCUCAGACCCGACCAACAGCCUCACAGCGUACAUGAUGGGUCGCAAAUUCCAGCAGCACAAGUUCUGCUCGAUCUGUGGCGUGUCCGUCCAUAUUGGCAAAAAAGGGUUGCCGGAAGAAGCGGCAAAUUGGCCAGAUACAAUACAGACCAUAUGGCCAGAGAUAUUGCCUGUGAAUCUGCGAAUAUUGGAUGGCGUGGACUGGGACCAAGUUGUUGUGAAGAGGAGCUGUAAGGCUGAGGAAAUAGAGCCAAAGUAUGUGGUUGAUUGAGUGUGCUGGCGCAUAUAUGUGCCUUGCCGUCUGGUUACACCAUGUUGCGGAAGGAAGGGGCUCAAGUAGAUAUAGUCGCAGUGGUGGCUGACGCCCCGUGCAAGUCCUUGCAGUCAAAAUCCGGUUCUCAAACCUUCCUGCAUUCAUUCAGCAACACAGUCUCUAUAAACUUAAUAGGGAAUUCAAUUGCCUCUGAUGCACCUUGCCGUCUUGUUGUACAAUGCCGAGGAGCCAAGGGGGCUCUAUUCCGAAGUGAUCAGCCACCCCAUUCAAAACCUCACAUUGAAACCCCGGUUCGCAAACCAUACUGCGUCCAUUGUUGUCUUGCUGUACGCUGCCGAGGCAUCGAGGAGAAGCUCUCUCUUUCAUGCUCAUAUUAUUGUCGUACUUGGUUGUUAGUUCCUUCAAGAUCUCACAUGUCGAGAGUUCUGUUCUCAAAAUCUACCGCAUUUAUGAAGCAGCAAAAGCCUAUACAAUAAAUCAAUAUUGACGCAUAAAUAUCACAAUAGCCUCUUAUGUACCAGG